Molecule: messenger RNA, 1960 nt
Organism: Hyaloscypha bicolor E
Lineage: Eukaryota; Fungi; Ascomycota; Leotiomycetes; Helotiales; Hyaloscyphaceae
Exons: 1
Coding region: 31-1536 (501 amino acids)
Cellular component (GO): nucleolus; nucleoplasm
Source: RefSeq, a predicted model, not a curated record
CAACCACGUCCUUGAUGACCUAACCCGAGCAUGUCUGGAAAUCCAAACAUGCAGAAGAUUGGGAAGCGCAAGACCCCUGGGGGCCAAAAGCAGCCAGAUUGGCUCUUUCCCCUCAAGGAUACGGUAAUGUCAACACCGAAAUCCAAGUCCGACGAUCAGCAUAAGAUACAGAAGGACGAACAACUUGCGAAAGAUCUCCUCAAACGCCGAGCAGCUGGAGAACCUCCCAAAUCAGCUCCUCCCCCCCAAUUGCUUGAGAUUGUCUCUUCCUUCCUCGCCGAAUAUGAGUUCACCGACGCUGCUCAAGCACUUGAGACCGAGCGCAAAAGCAGAGGCGAACGUGCAGAACCUUCCGAUACACCUUCCCUCGGCACGAUCUAUACCGAAUGGAGCGACAUGAAGAGUCGGAACAAUGGAUCGGGCGCGGGCGCGGAUACGAGUGCUGUGAAAGUCGAGUCCGUGAAAAAGCAGAAAUCUUCGAAGCAAAGGUCGGACGCCAGCAGCAGUGACAGCGACCGCAGUAGUGAUGACAGCAGUGAUGCUAGCGAUGUUGACAUGGCGGAUGCACCAUCCGACUCAUCCUCAUCCACCAGCUCCGAUAGCGACGCAGAUGACGAAGACGAGGUCCCUGUCAAAGUCCAAUCUGCAAAACCAAAAGUCAAUGGACUUAAAAGAAAAGCAGCAUCCAGCAGCGAGUCUUCAUCAGGAUCGGAGUCAAGUUCAGACGAUGAAGCACCAAAGACCAAGAAACUCAAAGCCGAAGUCAAUACAAGUUCAGAUACCUCCUCUUCCGACUCUCCUUCCGACUCUUCUUCCAACUCUUCUUCCGACUCAAGCUCAGAGGACGAGCCUCCAAAGAAGAUGAAGUACUUAACCAUGAAAGAGAGCUCUUCUGAUAGCGAAAGUUCUUCGUCAGACUCCCACAGCGAUUCUACUUCAUCAAAUUCUAUCGCUCAGAAGAUUCCGUUGCCAGAUUCUGAUUCUGAUUCUGAUUCUUCCUCGGAUUCGUCUUCCGAUUCGUCAUCUGAUUCCGAAAGUGGUUCUUUCAAGCAAAAAGCGAAGAAGUUAAUCGUUGGUUCGGACACAAGUGCUACAUUAUCCGACGGUCCCAAGAAAUUGACAGCUUCUGACGAUUCUCUCUCCUCAUCCUCAUCCUCAAGCGAUCCAAAACUAGAAUCCGAACCAGUGGAAAUCAACGACCUCUCAAUAGGGCACUCUUCAGGAGCAGAGCCGAAACCAGUAAAGACAAUUAUUAAACGUGAGCUAUCGCCGCCACUUCCUCCGGAUCCAGUUGCGAAAGCCUCAAAAGGAAAAGGCAAUCAGCGUUUCUCCAGAAUCCCCGAAAACAUCAAGGUCGAUGAGCGCUUGGCAAGCAAUGCCUACGUUCCGUAUGAUUAUGCGCAGAAGGCACAUGAGGAUCUGAUUGUUACUAAGGGUAAGGGUUUUACCAAGGAGAAGAACAAGAAGAAGCGUGGAAGCUAUAGGGGCGGAUACAUCGAUGUUGAGGGCAAGAAGGGAAUCAAGUUCGAGGAUUAGAUUUGAGUACAAAAAUCUGAUGAGAUGCUGUAUAAUGGAUAGAUUGGGUCGCGUUGGCGCGUUGGCGAACUAGAGACAUGAUAGAUGAUGAUACACCUUGCAGUAGAAAAAACGUAGCAAUUCAUGAAUCACGUUUUCCUAGCAUGUUCACCGGCACAAAGUACAAUCAACCCCAUCUCGCCGAAUCUCCGUCCCAUCACUUUCGAUGUACCCACACCUCUCGUACAAUCGUAGUGAUAUAUUCUCAAUGCACAACCGAAUCACGAACAGUCAUCCUAAAAAUCAGCCGUCGCAAUAAGGAGAAUCGCGCAACUCCGAGGACAAUAGUCACUGACCGAAGUGCGCCUAUUCUCAAGAAUCAGUGCAAGCUCGAUUAAAAGCACCUUGUUUCGGGUACGUUGGUGACAUGAAAGAAAAUGAAAAC